This is a messenger RNA of Arachis duranensis, 1235 nucleotides long. RefSeq names its product cytochrome P450 98A2. NCBI's taxonomy places the organism in Eukaryota, Viridiplantae, Streptophyta, Magnoliopsida, Fabales, Fabaceae. Gene Ontology annotation, molecular function: monooxygenase activity; iron ion binding; oxidoreductase activity, acting on paired donors, with incorporation or reduction of molecular oxygen. The record is from RefSeq and is a predicted model, not a curated record.
AAAACUUAGGGAAAAGUUUUUUGGUGAAGAAAUACUUGGGAGCCGUGGCAUUCAACAACAUCACUAGGCUAGCAUUUGGCAAAAGAUUUGUGAACUCAGAAGGUAUAAUGGACGAGCAAGGAGUAGAAUUCAAGGCUGUAGUGGCAAAUGGAUUGAAGCUAGGAGCAUCUCUGGCCAUGGCCGAGCACAUUCCAUGGCUGCGAUGGAUGUUCCCACUCGAAGAGGAGGCUUUCGCCAAGCACGGUGCUCGCCGCGACAAACUCACCAGAGCCAUCAUGGAAGAGCACACUCAAGAGCGGCUGAAAUCCGGUGCCAAGCAACAUUUUGUUGAUGCCCUCCUCACAUUGCAAGAAAAAUAUGACCUUAGUGAAGACACCAUCAUUGGUCUACUUUGGGACAUGAUUACGGCUGGCAUGGACACAACAGCAAUAUCAGUUGAAUGGGCCAUGGCUGAACUAAUCAAGAACCCAAGAGUCCAACAGAAAGCCCAAGAGGAGCUAGACAGGGUCAUUGGGCUUGAAAGGAUAAUGACAGAAUUAGAUUUCUCAAGCCUCCCAUACCUCCAAUGCGUGGCAAAGGAAGCCCUAAGGCUCCACCCACCAACCCCACUAAUGCUCCCACACAGGGCCAAUUCCAACGUCAAAGUUGGUGGCUAUGACAUACCAAAAGGCUCCAACGUGCACGUGAACGUGUGGGCCGUGGCACGUGACCCAGCUGUAUGGAAAAACCCACUGGAGUUCAGGCCUGAGAGGUUCCUUGAGGAGGAUGUGGACAUGAAGGGGCAUGAUUUUAGGCUGCUCCCUUUUGGUGCUGGACGUAGGGUAUGCCCCGGUGCACAACUUGGGAUCAAUUUGGUGACGUCAAUGUUGGGUCAUCUUUUGCAUCAUUUUAGUUGGGCCCCACCUGAGGGAACGAGGCCCGAGGAGAUUGACAUGUCGGAGAAUCCUGGGUUGGUCACUUACAUGAGUGCCCCACUUCAGGCUGUGCCAACUCCUAGGUUGCCCUCACAUUUGUACAAACGUGUGCCUGCUGAUAUUUAAUAUUUUCUAAUCCAUACAUAUUUUGUUUACUCAUUUUCACCUUUGAGUACAAAUAAGACAAGUUUUUCCCUUUUGUUGCUUUUGGAAAUUCUCCUCCUUGUUGUUGUUGGUAGUAGUAUGUUUUGCUAUUAUGUCUUUGUAACUAUCAUUGAAAUUACAUUGAGAAACCUAAGGAUUUUAUGUAUUUUACAUUGA